Messenger RNA from Colias croceus (clouded yellow), 7033 nucleotides. RefSeq lists its product as uncharacterized. The record is from RefSeq and is a predicted model, not a curated record. Bases 6 to 5171 code for a protein of 1721 amino acids. Lineage: Eukaryota; Metazoa; Arthropoda; Insecta; Lepidoptera; Pieridae. The transcript has 26 exons.
UCGCCAUGGCUCGGUGGGUGCCGGCCUUCGUGGCCUUCCUGCUCGCUACCGCUACCGUCUCCGCGCGCAAGUCGACGCCCAAGAGUCAGCAGGACCACGAGCCUCGCAUCGAGGAGGUCACCGCCAAACAGCUCGAACGACUCCUCGACGAGAAGGACUUCGUGGCGGUCUACUGGUACGCAAGAAGUUGUGUCACGUGCGACAAGGUUUUGGACGAGCUAGAAAAAAUAGACGAUGACACCGACACAUUUGGCGUCGACUUCGUGAAGAUCAAUGAUAAGAGGCUCGCGAAACAACAUGGUAUCACGAAAUUCCCCGCCCUCACGUACUUCCGUGAGAAGGAACCGAUCAUUUACGAAGGAGAUCUUAUGGACGAAGAAAGUGUCCUGGAUUUCCUGACGAGCUUAGAAGCAAUGGACCUUCCAGACAGGAUAGAAGAGGUGAACCAAAAAAUCCUCGGAAAAAUAGUUGAGGAUACAGAAUAUGUAGCUGUUCUUUUUUGUCCUGAUCACAAAAAUUGCGGCCCGAUGAACAAUAAGCCAGAAUGUAAGAAGUGCGCGAAGGCGCUCCAAGAGCUUGAAAACAUUGACGAUGAAGCAGACCAGCUCGGUAUAGGCUUCGUGAAGAUCCACGACGAGGAACUCGCCGAAGAGUACAGCCUUGGCGAAUUGCCAAGACUUGUGUACUACAGGCAUCAGAUACCUAUUAUCUAUGAAAGUGAACUCAGUAGAGAAGAAGACGUACUGGAAUGGCUCAUUGCUAAUAAAUCGACUGGGGACGAAGAAGAUGUUAUCGAAGAUGUCACAUCCAAAACGCUAAACACGCUUAUAGGAAAUGUCGACAAUCUUGUUGUGCUUUUCUAUGACCAUGGUGAUGAAGAAUCAAUGACAGUGUUAGAAGAAUUAGAGAAAAUAGACGACGAUUGCGAUCGCCAUGGUAUUCAAUUUGUAAAGAUCGACGACAAGAAAGCCGCAAGAGAAUUUGGUAUUGAUGACGUGCCUUCAAUUGUCUACUUCGAGAAACAAAUCCCCAAUGUUUACGAUGGUGACCUUGAGAAUGAAGAGGAGAUGUUGGAAUGGCUAGUUAGUCAAUUGGAAAAAGAUGAAAUUGAAGACGUCACAGAUGAAAUGUUGGACCGACUUAUCAAAGAUGGAAAGACUGUUGCUGUUUUAUUCUAUGACAACAAUGAUCGCAAGUCACAAAAAGUAUUAAAUGAGCUUGAAAAUAUUGACGAUGAAUGCGAUGCUCUCGGCAUUGCGUUCGUCAAAAUCGAUAAUGAUGAAGAGGCUAAGGAAUACGGCAUUGAAAAAGUCCCAACUUUACUAUACUUUGAAAAGGGAAUUCCAACAUACUAUGAAGGCAAUUUGGAAGAAGAAGAAAAAGUCUUGGCUUGGUUGAAACAUCAAACUGAAAGCGAUGAAAUUGAAGACAUUACAGAUGAAAUGCUCGAUUUGAUUAUUGAAAAAAUGCCGUAUGUUGCCGUUUUGUUUUAUGACAAGGAUCAUAAGAAAAGUCAAAAGAUUUUAGCAGAAUUAGAAAACAUUGAUGACGAAUGUGAUCAAAAUGACAUUGCCUUUGUAAAGAUCGAUGAUGAUAACGAGGCCAAAGAAUAUGGUAUUGAAACCUUACCUACUAUGGUAUUCUUCGAGAAGGGUAUUCCUCACGUAUACGAAGGUGACUUGAUGAAAGAAGAUGAGUUGUUGGGCUGGUUGAUUCAUCAAAAACGUCACAGUGAAAUCCCCGAAGUCACCGAUGAAAUGAUGGACAAACUUAUCGACAGUGCCAAAUAUUUGGCCGUUAUAUUUUAUGACAAAGAAGAUAAGCAAGAUAUUAGAAUAUUGAACGAACUGGAGAACAUUGACGAUGAAUUAGAAAAAGAGGGUAUUGUUAUUGUAAGAAUGGAUAACGAUCAAGAAGCUAAGGAAUAUGGAAUUGACCACCUGCCAACUUUGGUUUACUUCGAAGAGAAUAUUCCAGCUAUUUACGAAGGGGAUCUUAUGAACGAAGAUGAGGUAUUGGCGUGGUUAAUAGAACAAAAGAACAGUGCAACCAUUGAAGAAGUUACGGAUGAAAUUUUAACAGAUCUUAUUGAAGAGCACGAGUAUGUCGUGGUAUAUUUCAGUGGUAAUUGCGAAGAAGGUGAGGAAUGUGAUAACAUCUUGGAAGAAUUAGAGAACAUUGAUGAUGAAUUAGAUGAAACUGGAAUUAUAUUUGUCACAACUGAAGAUGUGUCGCUUGCCAAGAAGUAUGGAAUCAAAACAUUCCCUGCACUAGUUUUCUUCAGAAAUAAGGAACCUCUCAUUUAUAAGGGUGAUAUUGAGGAUGAAGACGAAGUCUUAGCUUGGCUCACCGAUGAAGACACUCUUGAAAUCCCCGGAAAAAUUGAAGAAGUGAACUCAAGAAUGUUGGAAAAAAUUUUGGAAGAAAACGACCACGUUGUAGUUUUCUUUUACAAGGAAGGUGAUAAGAAAUCACAGAAAAUCCUCAGUGAAUUGGAAAAUAUUGACGAUGAGUGUGAAGAAGAGAACAUUGAUUUUAUCAAAACAUCAGACGACGGUGUCGAAAAAGAAUAUGACCUUCCUGGAUUACCGGCAUUGGCCUUCUACCGACACAAGUUUAGGACUAUCUAUGAAGGCGACUUAAUGCACGAAGAAGCUAUUCUUAAAUGGGUGCUAGAUCUUCAACACUCACAGCCAGAAGUUAUAGAAAAUGUUGACAGGAAAACGUUAAAAGAUUUAAUCAAUGACGUCGAGCAUCUAGCAGUAUUCUUCUAUAAUGAUGAUUGCGAUACUUGUGACGAAAUUUUGGAAGAAUUAGAAACAAUUGACGAUGAUACAGACAAACAUGGUAUUCAAUUUGUUAAAUCCAAGGAUUCUAAGCUCGCAUCGGAUAUUGGUAUAUUUAGUUUCCCAGCGUUAGUAUACUAUGAAACUGGGGUUCCUAUUAUGUAUGAUGGAAAUCUAUUUGACGAGAACGAAGUACUAGAUUGGAUGGUAAAGCAGAAAGAAGAUGAGAGCAUUGAAGAAAUUGACAGAGAUACACUAUUUAAAUAUAUUGAGACUAAGGAAUUUCUAGCAGUUGUAUUUUACAAGGAAGACGAUCCUGGCAGUCCAAGAAUACUUCGACACGUAGAACUUAUCGACGACGAGGCAGCUGAAUAUGGGAUCAAAAUAGUUAAGUGUAGCGAUCGCCUGAUGGCAAAGAAGUAUGGUUACAGAAACCCCCCUGGCAUCACCUACUUCAGGAAAACUAAAUAUAUCAACUACGAUGGUGAUAUAGACGAUGAAGAAGAAAUUCUGGACUGGCUAACAAAUCCGGAGAACAUGGAAUUAACUGAUCAUAUAGAGAAAGUAAACAAGAAAAUGUUUCAGAAAAUUCGACAAACAUCUGACUAUGUGGCCGUCUUCUUUUACAGUAAUGACUGCAAACAAUGUCCCAGAGUGCUGGCUGAGAUUGAGCACAUAGAUGACGAUGCGGAUGGCGCUGGCAUCAACUUUGUGAAGAUAGAUGAUAGACAGAUGGCCAAAGAAUAUGGCGUUUUUGCCUUACCCGCAGUGCUUUUCUUCAAGAUGGGUUCUAAAGACCCCGUGAUAUAUGCUGGUGAUUUAUAUGAUGAACAACAACUACUAAGCUGGCUUCUGGUUCAGAAAAAUCCAGCUGGCGAUGUCAUCGAAGCCCUCGAGGGUCAAGAACUUUUAGACCUUAUUGAGGAAUCAAAUUCGAUAGCUGUAUACUUUUGGAACAAAACAUUAUGUGAACUAUGUAGUGCAAAAGCAACGCAAAAACCAACAAAAAAAGGCAAAGAUCGUCAAGAGGACGAAUUACAGGAAGUUGAGGAUUCAUUGGAUUGUGAGCAAUGCGCUGGCAUUUUAGAAGAGUUAGAGAACAUUGAUGACGAUUGUGACAGACAUGGAAUCAAAUUUGUUAAAACUCAAGACUAUGCUAUUGCCGAAUCUUAUGGGGCGACCGAUUUCCCAGUUUUAGUUUACUUUGAGAAAAAUAUUCCAAAUGUGUAUGAAGGUUCGUUAGCUGAAGAAGAAGAAGUCCUGCAAUGGUUGAUAACGCAGAAAACUGAAGACAGGAUAGAACUGAUAACUAGAGUAAUGCUGGAGAAAAUGGUUGACGAGACGCAAUAUUUAGCUGUAUACUUCUAUAAACUUAACUGCCAUAUUUGCGAUCAUAUUCUGGAAGAGCUGGAGAAAAUUGACGACGAAUGUGACGUCUACGGUAUCCACAUGGUGAAAAUUCAGGACCCUCAACUUGCUAAGAGAUACUCUAUUAAAACUUUCCCAGCAAUGGUGUAUUUCAGGAACGGUAAUCCACUCUUAUUCGAAGGUGAUUUACAAAAUGAAGAGUCGAUUCUAGAGUGGCUUGUAGAUGACGAUAACCGAGAGUUAGCUGAUGAAAUAGAAUCAGUUAAUGACAGAAUGUUGGAGCGGUUAUUGUACGAGUCGCAUUUACUAGCUGUAUUUUUCUAUGACGACGAAGAUUGCCCGGAAUGCCAAGAAAUUCUGGAAGAGUUAGAGCAGAUCGACGGAGAGGUAGAUCAAUUUGGAAUUGAUUUCGUGAAAAUUGCGAGCGCUGAGGCAGCGGCACAAUACAAUAUAGUUAACAUACCAUCAUUAGUAUAUUUCCGUAAACGAACACCAAUGUUCUAUGAUGGAGAUUUGCACCAAGUGGAUAGAGUACUGCAGUGGCUAACGUCUCAAGAAGUUUUUGAAAUUAAAAACGAAAUCGAAGAAGUUAACCGCAAAAUGCUUGAUAAACUCCUGGAUGAAAACGAAUUUUUGGCAGUUUAUUUCUAUGAGAAUUCAGCUGAAAGUCGAAUCGUUUUGGAUAAACUGGAGAAUAUAGACAGUGAAACGGACAACCUUGAUAUAACGUUUGUCAAAAUGCACGAUACACGCUAUGCCCGUAAGUGGGGCGUCACGAAGUUACCUGCUAUUGUUUAUUUCAGGAAACGGUUUCCAAGUAUAUACAGAGGUGAUGUCAUGGCAGAAGACGAAGUACUGGAAUGGCUGCGUAAGAACAGAUUUAGGCAACCAGAACUGAACAUAUUCAUGUACGCCUUGAUAGCUCUGUCGAUAGCGUUCGUUAUGUACACGGCGUUCUUACUUCAGUGUUUCAAACCCACUCCAAGCACGACUACACAACAUCCCAAACAAGCGUGAAUGUGACACUUUACAGACAUUUUAAAGACGCCAUUUUGUAGCGCGAACAAUAAGUUUUUGUGCAAUACUAGUCUGGCUAUUAUUGAAUAAACAAUUCAAGAUUGCCAAUCCGAUUAGCUUUUCGAAGCUUUCUGAAAACGUGUGCUAAUUUUUCACAGGUUUAGUUACUACCAAAAUAGUCGUGAGCAGUUUGUCAGGAUUUUUUACCAUUUUUUUGAAUUUCAACUAGCUUCCAUGCAAGUACACUGCCAACCCGAUUUUCCAGAACAUCGAUGCAUCAAUUGUAAUUUUUUGUACAGCUAAAAUUUUUGGGAACAAAUUGUAACAACUAGAUAUUAUUAUUAAUUUAGCUGAAGUGAAUAAAGUUGUCGGCUCUUAGAAAAAUAUUCCAGGCGUUUGUAUUUUUUUAGUUUUGUUUUGGUAUCAAAAACCCAGGUUCAACAACAUAACCUGAUCUGUUACCAUACAAAUCAUGUUACCAUUAUUAACAUAUUUUAUAGUUAUAAAAAAUACGGAUAUAAACCCGUAAAAACUUUUGUUUAGACGAGUUUCUCGUCAUUCGAAUAAUAAAUAUAAAUAAUGUUAAAGGUCUAUUAUUUUUGAGUAAAACUAUCAUUCAAAAUGAUUGUUGAACUUAGUUUAAAAACACACUAAUAAGUUAUAUAGAAUAUAUUUAUUUCGCUGUUCCAAUAGACCCUACUGUAAGGUUUUAUAUCAGCAUUUUCAUAACCGUAUGCUCGUACAGGUGCAAAUAAGAAACCCUAGUAAAUAAUUUGUUGAUACAAUAAAGUAGUUAAUAGUGUAACACAGGUUAUUUAUAAUAUAGGAAGCUACUUUGUAACAGAAAUUAUUUAUGUACCUAGUUAGUUAUAUUUAAUUUUUUUUAAAUUAAGUUAACUACUAACUACGUAACAUUAAACAGAUUUAAUCGAAUUGAAGCGGCAAAAUGGCAGCAAAAAUAGGAAAUUUGAAAAUAUAAAGUACCUAAAUAUAUUAUACCUAAGCCUUUCUCGUUUUUGUAAAUGUACCUAACAAAGACUACAAACCUACGUUAAUUUGCACCUGUGUAAAAGAGCUUUAAUGAAAAAUAUAUUUAACUAAGAUUUUCUUUUUAUUUUAAUAAUUAAGUAUUAAGUUUUCAAUUAAAUACGGCUUAGGGCAUAAAUUAUAAUGUCACUUGUUUGCUAUUUUUUUAUCUAAGCCUACUUUAAAAGGCUAAUAAGGUUGAUAUUUCGUUAACCAUAAUUGCGCCUCUCAAAGACAUAUUUUAGCAAUAUAGACGUAGUUUUUUUACGUAUCUGUUUCUUUUUUACAUAAUCUUUGUCAUACUUAGUAUAUGGGCGGGAACGCCUCCAUUUUGCUUCGUUGUCGUAUAUAAGGUACUCUUACAUUUUUCAAAAGAGCUCUUAAAAAAUGGAUAACUUGGCAACAUGCCCACCUUUUUUCUAUCAUUCCCGCUCUUUUUUAUUUCUCUAUUCUUAUCUUUGGUUCUCAGAUUGCAAAGCUAUCACGAGCUUUUUCAAAUGCUUAUUGUAGUAGCUAGGUAUAAGUAUCGUUCAUAAUUCAUAAAUGAGUUCAUUAUAAAAUAAUUUUCAUGUACAGAUAAUAUUCUUUGCUUCUAACCUGUUUCAUUUUUUACAGUUUUGCAUACUGUAAACUUCAAUAAUCAAGAAUAUUUAUUUUUUUUUUAUUUGUGUAAAUGGACGGCGUUGCGAUGUUAUAUUUAUUAAGUGUCCCCUUUCUCUUUGGGAUUUUGCGAUUAUGCUCAAAGAAAUUCGCAAACACGUUCUUAUAUGAAAUCUAUAAGUGUUGUAUAUAAAUGUAAAUAAUUAAAACUGUAAAAAUAAAAAUAGUAAAACUUA